Camarhynchus parvulus is the source of this 2367-nucleotide messenger RNA. RefSeq names its product solute carrier family 9 member A4 (gene SLC9A4). Bases 25 to 2367 code for a protein of 780 amino acids. The transcript is spliced from 12 exons. Gene Ontology annotation, molecular function: sodium:proton antiporter activity. Gene Ontology annotation, cellular component: membrane. The record is from RefSeq and is a predicted model, not a curated record. Lineage: Eukaryota; Metazoa; Chordata; Aves; Passeriformes; Thraupidae. Gene Ontology annotation, biological process: sodium ion transport; proton transmembrane transport; regulation of pH.
AAUAAAAUUGUCACAGCCUCAGACAUGGGCUUUGCCAGGCUUGCACAUGCAAAGCUUUCCAACCUGCUGCUGCUGCUGCUGAGUGUGGUAUCCUGUUCCGCUGCUGCUCAUGGGGGUGAGCCCAGCCUGGGCAAGAGGGCCUUGCUUCACUAUGAACAUGAUUCCAGUGGUGCUGUUGACUCUUCUGAAGACAUGAGGCUACAUGUUUUCACACUGGACUAUGACUAUGUGCAAAUUCCCUAUGAAGUUACCCUUUGGAUCCUCCUUGCCUCUUUUGCAAAAAUAGGUUUCCACAUCUUUCACCGAUUACCAAAACUUAUGCCUGAAAGCUGCAUCCUGAUUGCCAUUGGAGCACUAGUAGGAGCAAUCAUCUUUGCUUCCCAUCACAAAUCUCCACCAGUUAUGGACAGUAGUAUUUACUUCUUGUAUCUGCUCCCACCCAUAAUUCUGGAGGAGGGUUAUUUCAUGCCAACUCGACCAUUUUUUGAAAACUUUGGAUCCAUUCUGUGGUGGUCUGUUCUGGGAGCUCUGCUAAGCUCAUUUGGGAUUGGCCUCUCCCUCUAUGGAGUCUGCCAGAUCGAAGCCUUUGGCCUGAGAGACCUGAGCCUGCUGCAGAACUUGCUCUUUGGCAGCAUGAUUUCAGCAGUGGAUCCCGUGGCAGCUCUGGUGGUUUUUGAAGAAGCCUCUGUUAAUGAGCAGCUUUACAUGAUGAUCUUUGGAGAGUCACUGCUGAAUGAUGGCAUAACUGUGGUUUUAUACAACAUCUUCAUUGCCUUCACCCAGAUGCACAGGUAUGAAGAAAUUGAAUCCAUCGAUGUCUUUGCUGGCUUUGCUCGCUUCUUCGUGGUGGGGCUGGGUGGAGUCUUGUUUGGCAUCGUGUUUGGAUUUGUCUCAGCAUUCAUGACUCGUUUCACCCGCAACGUCUCUUCCAUCGAACCCCUGCUGGUCUUCAUGUUCAGCUACCUCUCAUACUUGUCUGCUGAAACCCUUUACAUCUCUGGCAUUUUGGCGAUGACAGCAUGUGCAGUGACAAUGAAAAAAUACGUGGAGGAGAAUGUUUCCCAGAAUUCUUAUACCACAAUAAAAUAUUUCAUGAAGAUGCUAAGCAGCAUCAGUGAGACCCUGAUUUUUGUGUUCAUGGGAGUGUCUACAGUGGGGAAAAACCAUGAAUGGAACUGGGCCUUCAUUUGCUUCACUCUGUUCUUCUGCCUCAUUUGGCGGACACUGAGUGUGUUUGCUCUCUUCUACAUCAGUAACAAGUUCCGAACAUAUCCGUUCACCUUCAAAGACCAACUCAUUAUUUCUUACAGUGGCCUCCGAGGAGCCAGCAGCUUUUCUCUUGCAUUCUUGCUUCCAGUGAAUCUUUUCCCCAGAAAAAAACUAUUCAUCACUGCGACCAUUGUGGUUAUAUAUUUCACUGUGUUCAUCCAAGGAAUCACAAUUGGACCAUUGGUCAGAUAUCUGGAUGUUAAAAAGACAAACAAAAAGGAAUCUAUCAAUGAAGAAAUUCAUGUGCGAUUGAUGGAUCACUUGAAGGCUGGUAUUGAAGACAUAUGUGGACAUUGGAGUCAUUAUCAGCUGAGAGAUAAAUUUAAGAAGUUUGACAAUAAGUAUUUGAAGAAAAUUUUAAUUCGGGAACAUCAGCCCAAAUCCAGCCUUGUGUCAUUGUACAAAAAGAUGGAGAUAAAAUUGGCCAUCGAGAUGGCCGAGAGUGGCAUGAAAAUUUCAAAACCAUCCACUACUUCUUUACAGAGCGGCAGGAACCAGCGUGCACACAGGCUGUCCCCGGCAGAGGUGGAGGCCAUGCGGGAUGUCCUGGCACACAACCUGUACCAAGUGCGACAAAGGGCACCAGCAUACAACAGGCACAAUCUUCCUACUGAGACAAGUGAGAAACAAGCACAAGAAAUCCUCAUCCGUCGGGAGCACAGCCUGAGGCAAAGUUGCAGGAAGGGAAACAGCUUGCCUUGGGGUAGACAGGUUAAGACCACAGAAAUACGCUACCUCUCCUUGCCUCAGGGUCCACACCAGCCCACUAGAAGAAAAGCCAGGCAUGUCACUUUUACAGAUCAGCAUAGGAGUGGCUCUGAUGCUGCAUUGCCAUUAACAUGGAGGCCCCAGCCCCAGCUACGGCCGCUGGAAGCCAAGCAGCGCCAGGAGCUGAUUCCAAUGGCACACCUGGGCAGACGAGCUGCUCCAUCCAACCCGCCAGCUCGAAGAGGAAAUCCAAUCAGGCCUCAUCGUUUCACCAGAGCAGACAAUCCAGCUUCACUGCCAAAGGCUCGCUUCACUGUCAGAGAAGUGGAGGAGUAUGAGUCAGAAGAAGAGACAGAAACAAUGGCACCAGCCAGGCCAUUAGUUAUAUGA